Pseudocercospora fijiensis CIRAD86 is the source of this 1716-nucleotide messenger RNA. RefSeq lists its product as uncharacterized. The transcript has 3 exons. The coding region runs from base 71 to 1303 and encodes 410 amino acids. The record is from RefSeq and is a predicted model, not a curated record. Lineage: Eukaryota; Fungi; Ascomycota; Dothideomycetes; Mycosphaerellales; Mycosphaerellaceae. Gene Ontology annotation, biological process: mitochondrial L-ornithine transmembrane transport. Gene Ontology annotation, molecular function: L-ornithine transmembrane transporter activity.
CUCUCCUUUCACGAUGGCAUCGUCUCGGUCAGCAUCAUGAGUUGGCACAUACAGAACUUCAGAACAGGAGAUGAAUGACGGCAGUGAUGAUGGCGUCGCCCAAGCUGCUGCACUCCGCAGUGAAGGCGAGUAUCACGCAGCUAAGAAGAAGAAACAGAAGAAAGAUGCCCAGACCGGCUUUACAGCUGCUACUUCGCGUGCCAUAAUGUCAAGAAUGCUUACAUUCUACUUUCGAGCUCCGAUCAAGGCUUUUUUCAGACCGCGUAUAGACUAUAUGGGAUAUGCAAGAGCCAUCAAUCCAAGCGUCGUUGCUGGCGAAGCAUGGUCCUGGAGAAUGACCUCGCCUGCUUUGCUCUGGAGUGCUGUUCGACAGCAUGGCUGGAGCUUUCUUCCAAAUCAUGUCCUGCCGCCUUUGAUAGCAAAUACUGCUGUUGGCGCGGUGCUAUAUACGUCCUACUUGCAUACACUGGGUCAACUACACGAACCGUCGUCCCGCUCGACCAAACAUGUAUAUCCACCUCCUUCUUGGGCGACAGCAUUCUCCGCCGGCUGUGUUGCAGGCUCUUUCCAAUCCGUGCUUGCAGCGCCCCUCGAUGCUUUACAAGUCCGCUUCCAGUCGUCAGAAAUGCUAGCUGGAAAGUAUGACAACAUGUGGCAGUACGCCUUGCGCAAGACACGAGAGAUUGGGCCACGAGGCAUCUAUGCGGGCUGGACUCUGUCAUUCGUUCGUGAUGCGCUUGGUGCUGGAGUGUUCUUUGCAACAUUUGAGUCUAUCAAGUCGCAAUGCUUUUAUGGCUUCGUAUCGCGAUACUACGGCUCCUGGUCGAAAUUGUCUGACAGGCAGCGAGAAUCCAUAUCAACGCAGCAGCUGUCCAGCUCAGAUCGGCCAGUCAUUCGUCCACAUUAUUUGGUCGAACCAAUGUUCUUGGGUAUAGCUGGCGUUGUUGCAUCCGUUGCGCAGUCACUUGUUCACCAUCCUCUGGCGCGCAUUCAAGAAAUCCACUAUGGCAGAUUAGAAUGGAUCGAUAGCCAUGACCAUGCAAAACCCGGACAGCCCAAGAUGCGCGCACUCAAGCUAUAUGCAGCGGCGUAUCGGAAGACUUUCAGGCAUGUCUUAGCCGUGGCACGGCGACACGGCGGUGUUCAACGCUGGCUGUACCGAGACUUCUUCAUGUCCACACUGCGACAGGUUCCUAGCACAAGUAUGGGACUCAUUGUCUUUGAGGUGUUGCGACGUAAGUAUGGCAGUGACGAUGACGCCAUAACGAUUCCGAAGGAUGGCUACGAUAUACUAUUGGUAUGAUCACUCUGACAACAUAAUUCUCUCCUCUGAAAGAUACUCCACUCUGCGAGCAACGAAGACUGCUCUUUGAGUCGCUGUGCACAGUUAUCGGUGGCGUGAAAGGGGCAUCUUCAAAAGACCUUCAACACAUGAAUGCUGGGAAGUUUGCAGACUGGUUACGUCUGAGAUCGGUCUUGCGGCAUUUGGACGCAUGAUCUGUCGUCUGUCAAUUCCGGACUGCGGCAAUAGCUACCAUUCUGGAACAAGAGUCUCCAGUGGAAGCACCUGUCACCUUGCAAUUCGGAGUAGACGAUAUCAAGCUGAGAGCACUGGCUGGAAUUAUCUACGGAACGCCUGACUACUGGAUCGAAAGGUGCCGUAGAGCAUAGUGAAGCUGACCAGAUUUAACAAGCCGACUCCUUGUUCAAGACAUC